AUGCUUAAAUUUCAAAAACCUUAAACUUGCCAAAAGCAUUUUAUCAGCUAGAUAAUUGAACGCUUUGAUUUUUUUGGAAUGCUUCCAUAAUUUAGAAUUUUGAAGAGACAAAAGUUCUCAACUCCUUUAGGACAAAUUCUUACUUUGAUCAUAUGCUCAGCCUAUAUUUAUUACAUUAUACAUGAAAUAUUAGAUUUGACUAAUAGAUAUAAUCCUAGAGUAGUAUUUUCGGAAUUCUAACCCUCUAAUACUUCUGUAAGAAUCAUAAAUAUAAUCAGCCCAUGUAUUUAAGUAAAAAUAACUUUACAUUUGCGGUAACAAUAGCAAAUCUGCAAUUAAGUUCAUUGUAAACUUUAAACAAAUAUUUUACUUUGAGUGCUCAAAAUUGUUUAAGAAAGCGAACAUUAAAUGAAGAAGGAAUAGUUUAGAUAGAUUAUAAGUAAGGUACUUUUAAUGUUAUUUAGCUGUUCAAAUAUUCCUCUUGAACCAUGUCAAAUGGAUCAGCAUUUUUAAGAGUAAUAUUAACAAGAAUAUUUCAAAAAAUUUAAGCUUCAAUUUAUGUAUUGUCCUUCAAUAAAAUAUUGGAAUGAAAAUAAUUUGGUAUUUUAUGCUUUAUAAUCUGUAGCAACUGUAAGGGUAUAGUUAAGAUGAUAGAUUUCAAUUUUUGACAGUAACUUUUAGUAUAUGCAAAAAUUCUACUGAUUAUUAAGGUUGUGCAUCUCUAGAUGAAAUAAAUAGUAAUAUGUAAUCAGGAUUUUUUGUAUAAAAAUAUAUUUAACAUUUUUAGGCCUUACAUUUAAGUGAUGCAUUAAUUUAAAUGAAUUCUCCAUCAAAACCUUAUGAAGAUGUGAUUUCAAUUUAAUAUACUUAGUUUUCUUUAUCAAAUUCAAAAUCUUUACAUUCAACAUUUAAAGUAACUGAAACCACGACAGAUUAUGGUAUUAUUAGGACAAAUAAUAUUUUGGAUACUGCUUUAUAACAAUCUACUAUAAAAGAAGAAAGCACACCAUAUAAUCAAUAAUUUUUAGUCUAAAAUUCGAUAUUUUUAGAAUAAAGAAGAAGUUAAUACUAAAGAAGUUAUCUUAAACUUUAUACUUUAUUAGGAUAAAUGGGAGGAUUAUGGUAAAUAACUAUUAUUUUUAUAAAUUGUUUAUUCUAUCCAAUUUUAUUUUCUUCCAUGAAUUUAGCUAUGGCAAAUAAGAUUUUUAGAUUUGAAAGCAAAGAAUCACUUGAUUUCGAUAUAUUGUCAGUAGCUAAAUCAGUUCCAAUUAAUAAUCAAUUAAAUAAAAGUGAUAUAAAAGAAUAUUAAGAAGAUGUUCUAAAAUCAGAUAAUAUAUAAGUUAGAAAAUCGUUUGCUGAAUUCUCUAAAACAUAACAUGAAAUAAAAAAGUUUCUAAGAAAAAAAAAGUGUUCAUUAGAUUUUACUUUACUUGAUAAUAUAAAAUUUUAAUUUGGUUGUAAGAAAGAUAAAUAAAGACAAUUAAAAUAUGCAAUGAAUAAAAUAAUUAAUAAAUUAGAUAUAUGUUAAUUGAUUACAAAAUUCAAUGAAUUAGAUAAGUUAAAACAUAUUUUAUUGAAUAAAGAUUAAUUAGCUCUAUUUAAUUAUAUUCCUAAACCUAUGAUACCUUAUGAUAUGUUUGAUGAUAAUUUUGAAAAAAAGAUUAAAGAGUUAGAAUAAAAAUAAGAGUAUAAAUUUAUAUUAGAAAAUGAAAAGCCAGAUGUCCUUAGAUUAGAUGAUGCUUAUGAAGCUUAUUCAAGAGUAAUAAAAAAAUAGGAACUCUCUGCAAUAGAUGAGUCUAUUAUAUAAUUUAUGGAUGAUGAUAUAAAGAGAUUAUUUUCUAGAAUAUACUCUAAUUAAUUGGAAAUGAUUUGCUAAAAUCUAUAAUCAUCAUAAGUUUUUAUGAAAAACAAUACUGAGAGAGUAGAAAUACAAGAUGAACCUCAUAUUUAAUUAGUAUUUGGUAGUAUUACAAGUAGAUAGUAUUGA
Molecule: messenger RNA, 1987 nt
Organism: Paramecium sonneborni
Lineage: Eukaryota; Ciliophora; Oligohymenophorea; Peniculida; Parameciidae
Source: the annotation of a GenBank genome assembly